AUGAGUGGUUUCCGUGGAACAAGGGCGAGGUCUUCCCAAUGCGAGUAUUGCCAGAAAGUGGCCCCGAGAGAUUCAAUGACAAUUGUUCCGAAAAACCCGGAAUUAAGAGAACGGUGGAUCCGCAUUCUUGGCGGAGAGUUUGGAGAAAAUCUCUCCAAGCACACCAAUUCGUUCAUUUGCAAAUCACACUUUCGGUUGUCGCUGGAUAACAGAAGACGGCCGCAUGAUUUGCCAAUGGUAUUUUCUCGAGUUUUAUGUUUCCUAUGUAGAAAAAUAAAACAUUGCAGGCAAACAAUAGAAACUCCGCCGACUGCGCCAGAAAACUCAUGAACCCUGUGAGGCCAAUAAGAAAUGCGGAUGAAUCAGCACAACUACGAUCAGAAACCGACUUCUGGAUGGAUGUGGACGAAAUGGACGUCGAAAACAGAGUGGACACGGAUAACUCUCAUUCCCGUGUAAGUUUUUUUUGUCAAAUUCUGUAUGAGAAGGGAAGGAAAUUUCAGCGCGAAUCUGAUGUAUCAUUCGGAAAGCUUGAGCGUAUUAUUGUCGAAAUUCCGGCAAUCUGUGAAAUAUUGCGAUUCUGUCGAACGUGUAAAUCAGUUGAUAGUGUACACGUUGAUUUUGAACAAAGUGGCGCGGCAAUUACUGUGAGUGUGGGCUUUUGAUGCCGCUGUAAACAAGUGUUCUCAGUUCAAGAUUAACUGCCAACAAUGCGAGUCUAAUUGGAAGUGGGAAAGCAGUGGUUCUGUGUCAUCCGGGAGUAAUAAGAUGAAGAAUGUCAACAUUGACAUUUAUUCCUCAGUGUUUAGCACUGGAAACGACUUUUCCGUGAGUAACUUCAACAAUUCACAGUUUGAAAUUCCGUUUAGCGACUCACGCAUUUUGCUUCAAACUUUCGACUUGCGUUCCCGUCAAAAAAGUCAUAUCAGAAGAGCCUCCUCAAUUUUAUUUAUCCUGCCGUUGAGAACGUUUUCAAGGAGUGCAAUAAGCGCGUUGAAAGUGCACUGGAAAAGUUAGCAAAAGAGGUUUCUGAUUAUGAUUUCGGUGCACAUGAAGUGUGAUGUUUUAGAACGGCGCUUUAGAUCUUUGCGGCGAUGGACAGUUUGACAGUCGCGGCUACUCCGCAUUUUACUGCAAGUACUCUCUGGUCGAGGCUCGCAGCCAAUUAGUCGCUGCCCAUAGUGUCGUUCGCAAAAACAGAAACGGUAAAACAACUUCUGUUUGAUUGUUGACUGUGUUUUUUUUUCGAAUUGUAGAAGGGUCGAAGUCUCUCGAAACUCUCGGACUGCAGCAAUGCCUGACAGAUUUUCAACAUCAAUUUUCCCCAAGAAAAGUCUCGAUCCGAAGUGUAACAACUGAUCGCGCGAAGGAUGUUUCGAAUAUUCUGUCGAGAACUUUUCAUUUGCCCCACAAAUUUGAUAUGUGGCACUUCCUACGAAACAUUCAGAAAGAUCUGUGGAAAGUAUUAUCACAUUCCUGUUCCAUGCAUAAAAUGAGACCUCUCAGAGACGGGGGCAACUACAAAUGAAGCCAGUGCGUUAUUGGAUGGACCGACUCGUGGGUCAUUUGUACAAUUGCGUAAAACAGUGUCCCGAUGACAGUGUGAGAUGCGAAGAGAUGGCUGUGUCGUUUUUCCAGCACAUGCGGAACAUUCAUGCACAUUUCGAAGUAAGACAUAACGGAAAAACACAAAAAUCCUAAAUUGAAAAAAAGGCGUGAACACUAUUUUUGGCUGAAAAUUCAGAGCGGUUUUAUUUUACCUCGAGAAAAAGACGUGCAUUGAUCAGGGCGCCCCUUCUCUUUGAGCAGAAAGAAGUAGUCCCAGUUACAACUUUCAGCUGAACAUGGUGCAUGUUGACUCAGAUGGCGAACAUUUCUUCUGCCCGCACACCGUAAACGCCUGUAGUUGACGCCUUUUUGUAGUACAAUCUUAUCGGAAAAACGUUGAAAUUGCCAAAAAUUAGCAUUUCACAAUUUCGGCGAGACUGCUCAGAAUGAAAAGGAGAAUCGGACAUACAAAAAUAUAGUUCCUUUGAGACCGUUCUAUGUUUUCCGUGAAGCAGAACAUUUUUUCUAGACCUGCGAAUAUUACACUUUCGAAGUGGUGUUAUCGUGCUCUCAUGGCCCCAUUUCCGAUGACUUGCCUUGGAUUGACGUGUACGAUGUGUCUCACCAAAAAGCGUUCUGGCUCUUGUUCGACAUUAUCACUACUGGCAAUAGGCUUAGCGAAUUGGGAACAGUUUCUGAUAGAUGCACCACUUCAGCUGUUGAGUCGUUCAAUGCACGGUCCACCUACUACACUCCAAAAGAGAAAUACUUGUACGUAUGCUAAUUCUCAUCGAUUAGAAUCAUUUCUAUUUAUACACACACUCAUUUUUACGUACUAUCGUUUGCAGUUCGCUUGCCGGAUUUCAAAAAUCGUACCAAACUUGCCGUCAUUGACUGGAACGAAAAAGAAAUUGUCGGAGUUGAGUGGAGCUCGGAUGCGGAUUGGCAAGCGCCAUUCAUGGUGCAAAUCGAGAAAAAAAGGAGGUGGAGAAGUGGACGAAGACCCCAACAGACUAUGGAUGGAGAAGGAAUAUUACAAUGCACGCUAGAUCAAUAUGUGAUCGAAGCACCAACGACGAUUCUGAAGGUUCGUAGUGAAUAAAACGGUACAAUAAAAUAAAUUGUUGCAGAAUGUGCCGCUCAUGGCGAUACGUCGUCUGGAGCGACAGGAGGAGCACCUGGAGCGGCAGACACGGUGAUUGUUUGCGAGGGCACAGUGAAGAAAAAUAAAUUUUGGCCCUCGUCUCGUGAGCUGUCCGCUGCUUAUUUCGCCGGUCGGCGGCGAGUUCUCGAAGCCUAUUUUUCGUGCGCGAAACCUUGAGAUGCGUGCUGUUCGAAGAACACUGACUCAUUUUUCCUCAUUUUUUGGGAACGAGUUCAUUAUGACUGAAACUCGCAAGCGGCAACAAGAAACUCACAGAAAGGUCUAGGGAUUACUGCCAAAACAGCUUUUUCGCCGAAUGACUGCUUUUUGUGUCUCGUCGUUAGUUUUUAUCAUAAUGAACUCAUUCCCAAAAAAUCAAGGGAAAUGAAUCAGUAUUCUUCCGAUGGCACGCAUCUGAAGUGUCGGAACAGCAGAAGAACGCGCGGGCGGCGGGUAGCGCGCUCUCCAAACCUUCUCUAUGCGCCGCAACUUCAGAUGCAUGCCGUCGGAAAAAUACUGAUUCAUUUCAUUUGAUUUUUUGGGAAUGAGUUCAUUAUGAUAAGAACUAACGACGAGACACAAAAAGCACGCAUGACCACUCAUUUCACGGAAAAAGGUGAAUUCGUACUGAACCUUUGAAAUGUUUGCGAAUUUUUGCUGCCGCUUGCGAGUUUCAAUCAAAAUGAACACAUUUAUUACAAAACCGGGUAAGAUGAACCAGUAUUUCUCCGGCGGCACGCAUCGAUAGUUCCUAAAACAGCUAAAUUCUAAAAGUGGCCUAGGACCUAACUGGCGAGGCGUAUUAUUACUUGUUCAGCCGGCGGACUCGACGGAAAGCGAGGGUAGCAUCCCGGCUCGCGACCCCGGGCCGAAUGGACUAGAAUUUUCCUCGUCACCUUCGCAGAGAAUCACCGUGACGCCGAAGGCGUUCAAGAUUAGCGAGUACGAGGACGCGGAGAAGCAGCGCGCGAGUGUGUCUUAGUUCCGCGAGACGGUGACCGUCAACAAUCGGCGCUCACGCCAGCAAGUUCAUCGAGGAUCCGUCGCAGUUGGCCGAGAUCCAGCAAGACUUCCUCUCGAGCCUCGCGGCGAUUCUAGGCAUUUCGACACGGAGGUAUUGAGAACCCGCGUAGACCGGCGACCGAGUUUCGGUUUUCGCGAAACCGCCGAGACCGGACUGCUCGACGUGAAAACGGGCAAGAUUGUGCACCCGGAAAGGAGCCGACGCUACUCGAUCCCACGCGCCGUUCACACGACACUUGUUGCAGGAGACGCCGCGAAACUGCUGAUAGAGCAACUCAACGUGCCUGUCGAAGAAGUCGCAUUCACCACGCAAACGAUCAUCACGUCGAAGCACUCGGCGUCGUCGCCAGUCUUCGAACCGCUUCGGUUAGCCAGCAGCCAGCAGCCAGCGGUUAGCCAGCAGCAUCUUCAACCGGCCGGACCACCACCCGCAAGUACACCCCGACCGACCUCAACUGGCACGGAUCGCCGUCAGAGCUCCGCAACUCGAGCACGGAUCCACUCGCCUCCUACACCACGGUCACCUCGAGCGAAUUGACCGAAGAGUGGCCGAAAAGACUGUAACCUGUUUUGGUCACGCCGCUUUUCCCAUCUUUUUCAUUUAUAGUUUUCAGAAUAAACCUCGACGAGGUGGAGUUUCUCCAGAACCGCGGAUACUCGUCGCAGGAGUUUGUCAGCAAGAGCCCAGUCCUCAAGCAGACCGUCGAGCAAAUCGAAUGGAGGGAUGUUCACAAUGUAACAUCCAGGUCAGCUCCGUGACCUUUGCAACAGGCUCCAUCAUGACUAUCGUUUUAUUGUGUCGCCGCUCAGGAUAAGGUAAACCUUCUUCUAUAUUUUGAGUGAUCUGUUCGUUUAGCAGGUGACCGAGGCGUUCCGGUAUCAAGAGAAGUGGGGUUGCAUGGCUCUAUACAACAUCGGCUGAAUGAUCAGCCGACGAACACUGGAAGUGGUGCCGUCGUGAGAAGACGAUGACGAAAAGGAGAAGAAACGAUCGGAAUGCGUGCAUCAAUACAGGAAGGAGCUGCUCAGUUCGAUGCGCAAACAGACGAAAACGGUGCAGCCGAGAUGUCCGACAGCCCAAAAGAAUUUUAUUGCGGCGCAAAGGGAUCGGGGGAGCUGAAAUUUCCGCCCAGUUACUGCUGAAGAAGGAACAAGACGAAGGAAUCCGCGGGAAGCAGCAAAGCUCCAGCUCCAUUUCCAGCUGCUCCUUGGGCAACAUCAUGUGAUUGGCUGGUUCUAUACUUUUGUUGAAUUAUGAUAAUAUCAGAUGCGUGAGCGUAAUGUGAUGGAGUGCUGGACUGCAAUUGUCUCACAGAGGACCUGUUGGAAUCGUGGCACCAAACCGCGACGACAUCGAAAUAAUGCUGAAUAGCGAGAUUGCCGGAGCUCUUGGAAGUGAUGUAGUACGUGUUGCGCUGCGAGUGCUUCAAGAAAGCGGCCUCGAACAUCUCUGAGUUCAGAUCGCCGAGUCGUUCCCGGAUGGCACAGCGGAUAUGGAGCCGGCAAACGUGAUCAACGAGUCGAUCGAUCGAGUGAGGAAUCCACGUGGUCCUUCCGGCUAG
Caenorhabditis sp. 36 PRJEB53466 is the source of this 5277-nucleotide messenger RNA. Lineage: Eukaryota; Metazoa; Nematoda; Chromadorea; Rhabditida; Rhabditidae. The record is from the annotation of a GenBank genome assembly.